Messenger RNA from Scheffersomyces stipitis CBS 6054, 420 nucleotides. RefSeq lists its product as uncharacterized. Gene Ontology annotation, molecular function: heme binding. The record is from RefSeq and is a predicted model, not a curated record. The annotation marks the transcript as partial. Lineage: Eukaryota; Fungi; Ascomycota; Pichiomycetes; Serinales; Debaryomycetaceae. The transcript has a single exon.
CUAUUUCCUGCUCCUAAUUCGGCACAAAGAACUUCUCGUCUUGGAAUACCUGGUAAUUCUCGUGAAAGACAGAAGGUAGUUCUAUCCCCAGGACAUUCACCUUUAGAUUGGGCCAAUCUAAAUUCCAAGACUCCAAAGCAUGUGCUACGUGGAGUGGUUGAAUCGACUCCGCCGCCUCAGUAUGUACGAGUUUCGAAGGACGAGUUGAAGAAUCACAAGACUAGGCAAGACUGUUGGACUUCCAUUAAUGGAAAGGUUUUCAACAUCACUCCGUAUGUAGACUUCCAUCCAGGGGGAGUCGAUGAGAUCAUGAAAUGUGCUGGCCGCGACGGAACAGCUCUUUUCAACAAAUACCACAGUUGGGUCAGCGCUGAUAGGAUGCUUGAGAACUGUAUGAUAGGAAUCCUUUCCAGCGGGUAG